This is a messenger RNA of Solanum lycopersicum (tomato), 3225 nucleotides long. RefSeq names its product sister chromatid cohesion 1 protein 1. Lineage: Eukaryota; Viridiplantae; Streptophyta; Magnoliopsida; Solanales; Solanaceae. Gene Ontology annotation, biological process: meiotic sister chromatid cohesion, centromeric. The record is from RefSeq and is a predicted model, not a curated record. Gene Ontology annotation, molecular function: protein binding; chromatin binding. Gene Ontology annotation, cellular component: cohesin complex.
UUUUAUCAAUUUAAUUUUUUAUAUAUUAUUAAAGGAAGGAAAAUAUUCUUUAUCUUUUAAAAUUAAAAUUAUGGGCCCAUAUGCCACGUGUCGUAGUUCUAUUCGUAAUUUUUGUCAAAAUAAGGAGUGUGCAUUACACGCACAAUAUUUGUAAAGAUAAUUAUUAUUUUAUGUUUGAUAGGUAAAUAUUUAUUAAUAUUAAAAUGUCUAAUUGAUAAGAGUCUCAGUUGAGGUGUCUAAAUGAAUUAUGCGGACAACUUUAAGGGCUAUCGAUGAUUGGGCCAUUAAAUUAAGCCUCUUGAACAAGAAUAGUAGGGGACACGUGGAAGCCAUUCAGGAACGAUAGCACAAAAAUUCCAUUCACUUGAGCUGUGACUUGAGUUCAUCAAACAUUCAUUCUGCAAUAGGGUGCGGUCCCCACAAUAUACUCUGCAAAAUGCAAUCGCAAUCGCUUCUGUUAUGGCGGGUAUACUCUACAGUAUAUACAGACGCACAGGCACAAAACACACACACUUUCACCUUUCUCACUUUGCAUAUGAUCUCCCUCUCUCUCUCCAACUAUAUAUACAAAACCUUCUAGCUUCAAGUACUCUGCAAAAUCAGUGCUGAAAUUUCCUUCUUCACGACGGCAAUAUGUUCUACUCUCAUCAGCUUCUUGCUCGCAAAGCUCCGCUCGGCCAAAUAUGGAUGGCGGCCACUCUGCACUCAAAACUCAAUAGGAAAAAGCUUAGUAAACUCAAUAUUAUUAACAUCUGUGAACAAAUCUUAAAUCCAUCAGUCCCGAUGGCUCUGAGGCUUUCUGGAAUUCUCAUGGGUGGAGUAGUCAUUGUUUACGAACACAAAGUGAAACUCCUAUACGAGGAUGUGACUCGUCUCAUGGUGCAAAUCAAUGAAGCUUGGAAAGUCAAAGCAGCUACCGAUCCUACGUUACUUCCCAAGGGUAAAUCGCAAGCCAAGUAUGCAGCUAUUACUCUGCCAGAGAAUCGGGAGGAAGAACUCCCAGAGAUUGAACAGACAUUACGGAAUCCAGACACAGUCACAAUGAUGGAUUUCGAACAAACCUCCUAUUUCACGAUGAGACUAGAUAAUGCUGAUCUCUAUGAUAAACCCAAUGCACAGGAGGAACCUGCUAAGGACUUGCAUCAAGUUGAUCCAGAUAAUAUCACCCUCGCUGAACGCUUUGAAUCCCAUCAUACAGAUAUGUUCAAUCAUUUUGAGAGGUUUGAUAUUGAAGGGGAUGAAGAAACACAAAUGAAUUAUACCCAGCCAGAGGAUGCUCAAAUCCCAAGUACUCCUGUGCAAUCUCCACCUCGAGAACAAGCCCAUCAACCUGAUGAGAUCCCUGACAGACAUCCAGAGGACCAAGUGAAGCAACAAUCUGAUGAAGUUAAAGAAGCUUUUGAGCAGCGGCAGGAUCAACAAAGGCCAAAGCCAGCUCGACGAAGAACAAGAAAGGCCACAAGUCUUGCAAUUGAUCAUGAGCAAACUAUUAUUUCUGGUGACAUAUAUCAAUCCUGGCUUCAGAGUUCUUCAGAUAUUGCAUCAAGAAAAAGGAAAAAGAGAAAGACUUUGAGUGUCUUACCUUCUAUGAAGAUAGCCAGAAUGAUGGAAAUGCCUCCUAUUGCACUACUAGAAGGAUUGUUCACAAAUGGAAAUAAGGAAGUUCACUAUCCAGCACCACUCCUAAAAUUAUGGAUGAGGAAUACCCAACCUCCGCAUGAUUCACCUUCCGGAAAAACCUCUCCACCCUUUCCUCCUGAACCAUCCUAUACAUCUCCAGGUGAAAGGAUGGGUAAUUUGGAACCGCCUUUCGAAUAUUUCCAAGGCGGUGUAGGCUCCCCAGCAGUAGGAAUCUCUAUAGAAAAACAAAGGGCAAAUCUCAACAAUAACAAGAUUCCACCUGAAAUUCUCAUGGAGGACCUCAGAACCAAUCUUACAAAUAUGGGACUGCAUCCAACAGAGACUAAUGGAGUGAAAGAGACUGAUCACAUGGCCACACCUGGCUCUGGUGAUGAGCCUAGAUCCAUUCCAAGCUCAGGAUCUGGUCAUGGUUUACUAUCACAGAAUUCUGUAACCGAUUCAAGUCGGUCCAACAAGAAAAGACCCCAUUCUUCAUUGAAGCACAGUGGCAAUGGUCUUCAACCAGUAGCAGAAGAGAACCCAUGGCACGACCCCACUCUAAAUUUCAAGUUGACUAGAUUAUCUGAACUAUCUGAAAAUGGUUUUACACAAGACAACGAGAUAUUGAUGGAAACCGGACCAACACAAACCCAACAUCCAUUCAUUACUCAACCUCUUGACAUGAUGACUGACUCUAUCAGGAUACAGCUAAAGAGUCAUUUUGACACUCCCGGAUCGGCAGAAGCAGAAUGUUUGAAUGAACUAACUCUUGGAAUGACAAAGAAACAAGCAGCAUGUCUUUUUUAUCAGACUUGUGUUCUGGCCACUCGAGACUUUGUUAAAGUCGAACAGGAGCUUCCAUAUGGAAACAUCCUCAUUUCCAGAGGUGCAAAGAUGUAACAACGGAUAAAUCUAGUAGAUGCUAAAUCCUCACAAGUCUUAUAGAUUCAUCUAUUGUUAUAGCUGAUACAAAUUUAUUUUUCGGUUAAGGUAUUGGAGAAUUGAGGCACAGAUUUAUAGCUCAAAUUUUCAGGAGAAAGUAUUUUUAUUGUUAACCUAUCUAGUGUAUAAUCGUAGAAGCAUAGUUAUCUCCAAGAGAAUAUAGAUAGAAGUAUAUGAUUGGUCAUUCUGAAACUAGCUAAUUGUACUAGCAUUUGGUGACAGCUAAAAACUAUGGGCUUCCUUUGUUUGAUCUUUAUAAAAACGGGUCAGGUAACUUAAAGUUUCUGUACGAAUUGACCUAUUUCUUAUUGAUCUCUAUUUUGUGAAAUAAAUUUAACUUCUAUUUCUUGCCUGGAAUCAAUUUUAUAAUAAUUAAAUUUUCUUACAUCAAUCACAUAGUAUAUAAUUCAUUCAAUACAAGUUCUAAAAAAAAUUGGACAAGUUAGGUCUUUUGUGUAAUAUUAGAAUACAAAAUUCUGUCUUGCUAUUUCCAUUUUUCUUUUUUAAUAUUAAGGAUAUUUUUCUUACCAAAAAUUAAAAAACCACCCAAAAAUAGGCAUUCGUGCCAAUGACCCACGCCACUUCCGCCCGGUCCAAAAUCAAAUGCCCUACAUUAUCUUAUCUUUGAAUAUCUAGAGUCUAGUCUCCUUCUCGCAUUCGCAA